Gongylonema pulchrum is the source of this 519-nucleotide messenger RNA. The record is from the annotation of a GenBank genome assembly. Lineage: Eukaryota; Metazoa; Nematoda; Chromadorea; Rhabditida; Gongylonematidae.
AAGCUGAUGAAUGAGCUGAAAAAGAAGGGCCUUGUUGGUUCGACCUCUGAUCUGGCCAACAUACUCAACAAAGUUUCGUCGACCAGUGGUGCGAAGCAGCCUGUUCCAACAGCCUCUUCCACAGCUAAUCCUUGUGCCACCACAACAACCACAUCAUAUGCGCAGUUAACAGCGCAGGCCGUUCCGAGCGUGCAAACAGUUUCAGCAGCGACUUUUGCGCAUGGACUUCCGGUGCCAGCAGUGCUAUCGAGUAAUCAGUUUGUCCCUGCGGUACAGCAACCGCAACAACAACCUCUAUUAAAUGGUCCAGUUCCAGCUGGCGUUAUACCAACAGUUGGUGUGGAUCUGACCACCCAUACUGGCCCUUGUACAUCUGAAGCACAUUCGCAUGGUGUAUAUGGACGACCUCGUAAGUGCUUUCUCCAAAAUUGCUUAUUUUUUCACAUAUUUGAUGUGAAGAACCAUGCUUAUCUCCGCCUAGCAAAUCAGCGCUUACACACGCAUGUUGGCUGUGCAUGA